CGGGGCCGGCCGGACGCGGGCGGAGCGCGGGGAGCGCGAGCGGCCCGAGGCGGCGGCCUCCCUGCCACCCGCCUGGCCACCCGCCUGGCCGCCGACGCGGGGACAGGGAGCGGGGCCGGCCUGCGCCCCCCGGGGUGCGGCCGGGGCCGCCGGAGAAGCCCGAGCGGCGGCGUCCCCCGCGGUCGCCCUCAAGUUGGCCGCGCGAAACUUUUCCCUGCGCGUCUGGGCGCCGCCCCCGCCGAGACCCGCCGCGGGUGGGGAGUGACGCGGGGGGAGAGGCCCGCGGCUCCCCCCACCCCCCGCCGCCGCCGCCGCCUCCCGUCGAGGCGCAGCCGGGCGCGACAGCGGGGCCGGGGCCCCUGGGCGAUGGCCGCGGAGCUGGCGAUGGGCGCCGAACUGCCCAGCAGCCCGCUGGCCAUCGAGUACGUCAACGACUUCGACCUGAUGAAGUUCGAGGUGAAGAAGGAGCCGCCCGAGGCCGAGCGCUUCUGCCACCGCCUGCCGCCCGGCUCGCUGUCCUCGACGCCGCUCAGCACGCCCUGCUCCUCCGUGCCCUCCUCGCCCAGCUUCUGCGCGCCCAGCCCGGGCACCGGCGGCGGCGCGGGGGGCGGCAGCGGCGCGGCGCAGGCCGGGGCCACCGCGGGGCCGACGGGCGGGGGCCCGGGCGCCGUCGGGGGCGCCUCGGGGAAGCCGGCGCUGGAGGAUCUGUACUGGAUGAGCGGCUACCAGCACCACCUGAACCCCGAGGCGCUCAACCUGACGCCCGAGGACGCGGUGGAGGCGCUCAUCGGCAGCGGCCACCACGCGGGGCACCACGGCGCGCACCACCCGGCGGCCGCCGCGGCCUACGAGGCUUUCCGGGGCCAGGGCUUCGGGGGCGGCGGCGGCGCGGACGACAUGGGCACCGGCCACCACCACGGCGCGCACCACGCCGCCCACCACCACCACCACCACCACCACGCGGGCGCGGGCCACCACGGCGGCGGCGGCGCGGGCCACCACGUGCGCCUGGAGGAGCGCUUCUCCGACGACCAGCUGGUGUCCAUGUCGGUGCGCGAGCUGAACCGGCAGCUCCGCGGCUUCAGCAAGGAGGAGGUCAUCCGGCUGAAGCAGAAGCGGCGCACGCUCAAAAACCGCGGCUACGCGCAGUCGUGCCGCUUCAAGCGCGUGCAGCAGCGGCACAUUCUGGAGAGCGAGAAGUGCCAGCUCCAGAGCCAGGUGGAGCAGCUGAAGCUGGAGGUGGGGCGCCUGGCCAAGGAGCGGGACCUGUACAAGGAGAAAUACGAGAAGCUGGCGGGCCGGGGCGGCCCCGGGGGCGCGGGCGGGGCCGGCUUCCCGCGGGAGUCCUCGCCGCCGCAGGCCGGGCCCGGCGGGGCCAAGGGCGCACCCGACUUCUUCCUGUGACCGCCCGGGCCGAGCGCGCGCCGCCCCGCCACCCACUGGAGGCCCCUGCCCGCCGGGCGCCCCGCGCCUUCCCGGCUCGCGGUCCGGGACGGGGCCGCGCCCCCUCCGCGCACGGAGCGCGGGCCUUCCCGGCCAAGCGGGGCCGGAGCCGGCUUCCUCCCCGGCGUCCGCCUGCCCGGCCGCGGCGCGCGGCUCCCCGGCCCCGACGCCGCCGCGGGCCGGCCUUCUCGCGGCCUCCCCUUCCUUGCCCGUUUCUACGACUCCUUUUUAAAGCGACUUUAUUUUCGAAGCAUUUCUGUUUCUUUUGCUCGGUGAUUAGUUAAGAAAACCCCGGAGGAAGUUCCCUCGUUCCCGGCCGGGGUCCACUCUCGGACGUCCGCGUGUCCCAGCAUGUGUCGCUCGCUCGCUCGCUCGGGGGGGGGGGGGGGGGGGGGUCCGGUCCCUGCCUGCCCGCCUGCCCCCCGCCCUGCCGCGGGCGUCCCUAGAGAUUGAAGCCGAGGGAUAUUAUCUAUGCCGUGUUCAGUCCUGCUGCCCUGCUGUACUCACGGGGGGAGGGGGGUGGGGAUGGGGCUGGGGGUCGCCGCUCUGAGGGUGGGGGCUGGCCCGGACUCCCCUGCUAUUUCUCUAUGCACCAGAUCGUAUUUAUGAGUCCCGGGGAAAUGUAUCUUAUUUUAACCUUCAAGAGAAGUGGAAGAAAAAAAAAAGUAAUGCACAGUAUUUCUAGCAAAAAAAAAAAAUUUUUUUUUUUAAAGAGGAGGUUUCAGACUGAACCUCCUGGCAUGGGGGCAAGUGAAGAAAGUGUUUUUAUUUUAAUUUAAAUUGUGUUUCGUUUUGUUUGUGCAAUCUUAAAAAAAAAAAAAAAGGCCCAGUGGCGCUUUGGACUAGCCAGUGGGGAGGAGGAAGCCGCCACUGGCCGGGGUCCCUGCAGGCCCGCCAGGCCUCUGGCCUCCAGUGGGUCCUGUGCUCCUUCCAGGCCUGCUCCUGCCCAGUGCUCUGAGUGGGAGACACUCUAAGUCGUUGAAAGUUUUCUUGUGUUGUUGCGUUUUGUUGGAUAAUUUUUUCAUUUGCUAUGAAGCCGAGGAAAGGGGGAAAAACACACACACAAAAAAUAAAUCCGUUUAGAUCCAACGUCA
Messenger RNA from Lutra lutra (Eurasian river otter), 2537 nucleotides. RefSeq names its product MAF bZIP transcription factor A (gene MAFA). Bases 367 to 1404 code for a protein of 345 amino acids. The transcript has a single exon. Gene Ontology annotation, molecular function: DNA-binding transcription factor activity, RNA polymerase II-specific; RNA polymerase II cis-regulatory region sequence-specific DNA binding. The record is from RefSeq and is a predicted model, not a curated record. NCBI's taxonomy places the organism in Eukaryota, Metazoa, Chordata, Mammalia, Carnivora, Mustelidae. Gene Ontology annotation, biological process: regulation of transcription by RNA polymerase II; retinal rod cell development. Gene Ontology annotation, cellular component: nucleus.